This is a messenger RNA of Protomyces lactucae-debilis, 4381 nucleotides long. Its product is annotated as armadillo-type protein. The record is from RefSeq and is a predicted model, not a curated record. Gene Ontology annotation, biological process: RNA export from nucleus; protein export from nucleus. Gene Ontology annotation, molecular function: nuclear export signal receptor activity; small GTPase binding; RNA binding. The transcript has 4 exons. The coding region runs from base 231 to 4007 and encodes 1258 amino acids. Gene Ontology annotation, cellular component: RNA nuclear export complex; nucleus; cytoplasm. Lineage: Eukaryota; Fungi; Ascomycota; Taphrinomycetes; Taphrinales; Protomycetaceae.
CAGGCAGCAGCACAGCGACCAAACGAGACGCACUUAAGCUGCAGGCCAACCGGCAGACGACCGCAGCGACAAGAGGAGAGAGUCCUGCACAGAGAGCAAGCACACGCUCGCGACAUUGAGAAGAUAGAGAUCGUCUUUACAAAGGAGAGGCGAGCGCGUUGGGAUACUGGGCGCGGCCGACAACUGAAGCGCACUUUCUUUGAAGACAGACGAAAGCUCCUGUCGAGGCCAUGAGCGAUGGUCUACAGCUUGUUGUCAAAGCACUUGAGGUCAUUCACAGCCCGCAAUCCAGCAAUGCGGAUCGACUGUCGGCUCAAAAGCACAUCGACCAAUUGAGCGGCGAUCGUAACGCAGCCUGCUACUUUGGCUUCGAGCUUGCGAAACAGGACAAAGACAUUGUUCGACACUUUGGUCUCAAUCUACUGAGCAACAGCAUUACCAAGGAAUGGCAUAACUUUAGUACAGCUGAACGCGACCAAAUACGGCAGUGGGUCUUGAUGCUAUGCCAAGAGUGCGUUCGGGAGACUGGCGAAACGCAUUAUAUUGUCGAAAAGCUGGCUGCUCUGCUCAAUGACAUUGCAAAACGCGAAUGGCUGCUUACUUGGGGCGACUUUGAUGGCACCCUCCAACGGCUAUGGCAGACCAAUCAUACAACACGUCUCGUGUGUCUCAAAACGCUAAAUAAUCUAAUUGAGGAUGUAUUCCUUCACGAUGACCCGAUAGCAGCUCUACGAAGUCCCAUCUUGUCUGCAGGUGUCAUGACACUCAUGGCCCCUGCCGAUGUCGUUGCCGAGUUUUACGCAAAUAAUCCAACCUCUCUUGUACAUGGCAUAGCACAAAAACCAGGCUCAAAGGGUUGGCUACAAGUACUUGUUGAGCAACUUUUGCAAGAUUCAGAGGAUCAGGCUCUAGCGAUUCUGCAAGUCUUGCGCUCAGCACUUGGCUGGAUCAUCACAAAAGCUAUCAUCGUCAGCAAUACAAUGUCAGCUGUCUGCCAGGCUUUGAUGAACCCGAACGUCAAAAUCUCGACUUGCGCAGUGGACAGCUUAUACGUUCUGCUGACCCGGCCGCUACACCCCCAUGACGACUUCAUGCAGGAAAUCUAUACACUAUACAAGCCCGAGUCUCUGCAAGCACUCACGGAGGUUUGGCGUCGCACAGCAGGUAGCCUUCAAUUUCGACAUCUGGACAAUGCCGGUACGUUGCAGAAUGAAGAAGCGUACACUUUACUCAAAAAAUUGAGCGAGACCAUUGUUGCUCUCGCAUGCUUCAAGUUUGGCUCUAGCAGAGACAAGAAGCUUGAAGAAAUUGAGCUUGCACAUGUUCUCGACCUCGUCCUUAUGACUUGGCAGCACAAGUCUCUGAUCAUCUCCGGCAUGUCGCACAACUUUUGGUGUUCCCUGCUACGCGAUGAGAAGCUCAGCAAUCAUCCCGAUGUACUGUCGCGCUUUCCUCAAAUGCUACAGAUUGGCACACAGCGGCUUGUUCGCUUUGACGACGCAAAGACCAUCAUGCUGGCCCACUCCGAAUUACAAAUGUUCCUGGAUAUAGAUAUGGAGUCGCCACUCGAGCUACACGAGUUUUGCAUCAAUUACAGGCGCUUCGUUUACGACAUCGUGCGCAUGGUCGUAUACAAGCGUCCCCGAGAUGCACUCCUGUGGGUUCGCGAACAGGUCAAGCAUUUCUUUGCUGAAGAAUACGCGGACACCAACGUGGGUAGCUUCUGCACACGCACCAGUCCAAUGUACCUCAAUGUCGACGCCAAGUGUACGAUGAUCGAGGCCGCUAUUCAGGGUAUUAUCCGUUGGCAAGACCGGUGGGUGCCUGCCACUAAUCCUAUGAAGGACUUGAAUGGAGAUGCGACUCCAGAAGCACGUGCGGCUGCAUACAUGGAACUACAGUCUAUGAAGCGAGCGGAAGUUGCAUCAACACGCGAAAUCGUUGUUGCAUGGUGUGCUGAACUGAUUGAGCUCAACAUCCAAGAUCCGUUGAUGCUCGGUCGUCACAUCAGUGUCCUUGUGGCAUUCGCCUCCUUCUUGGACGACCGGUCGGAUCUGCUCUUCCGCAUUCUCGAAAAGAUCAUCCAGACCAUCACCCACUUCUACCCAAUCGAUGUUGCGGAAACAACCAUGGUUUCAAUACGGGAAUUGCGUGGGCGAUGCGGAACAGAUAUCCUGCGGCUUGCAAGCGCCCUCCCAGAUCAGCUGUGGACUAUAUAUCCUCAACUUGAGGCGACUGUUGACAAGAUUUUGUCUGCAGAGCACGUCUCUGAAAACGAUCAGACCACAUUCAAUGCUCUUCUGCUCAUCAUCAGCCAACGUGCUUCCGCAACUGAGCCAACAGAGAAGCAGGCUCACUUUGAGAAGAUUGUCAAUAAAGUAUGCUCAGCCUGGGACAACAAUGAGGUGACUGGUGCGCUCGCCAAUUUCGAAUCCUUCGCACAAGUCUUGCAAGUCGAAAAAGUGACCAUGUACUUCCAAAGCAGACAGGUAAGGCUUCCGCGUCAACUUGACUCCACUCAGCUCGACACACAGGGUAAAGCUGUCUUGCAAGACUUGAAGGACGGCAGCCGUUGGUCGUGGCCGAUUCGCGCUUCGCGCAAGUUUGUUGAUGCUACGCUCGACACGCCCAGCGCUUUGCGAGACUUCGAAAAGCAGCUAUGGCAUCGUCCAAUUGUUCACAUGGUGCCAAACCUAAUUCGACUGCUAAGUCGCAUUAAUGAAUACUACAACCCCAGCAACUGGAAGUCCUUGCCGAUCGAGAUGCAGUUGAUUGCUCAAGAAUCUAUCAUCGAGCGAUUCUGGCUUCACGGAGUCAGUCAGGUCUCUAGGGAUGAAUUUUUGGAAUCCAGUGCGAAGACCUCCGACACUUGUCGCGAGCUGGCCCAUCACAUCGGCCAUUUCCUUCGCAAAACACGAGAGUACUGUCUCGUGACUCUCGGCACCUACAGUCUUCUGGGGCCAGCAUUUUACGAUAUUCCAGAUUUGGGCGAUGCAUGUAUGCAAGCUUUCUUUGGCGACACCAGCGGGACUUCUCUGCAUGUGUGGGCUACUACCAUCACCUCCUGCCUACGUCACCUGCUGCUGAAUUGUCCGCGCAAUCAGUACGAAUCGUUUCUUGGUAAGAUCAUGGUGCCCUUUCCACAAAUGAUGUUGCAGAAAUUACAAGCAGAAUGGGCGAAGCUCAUGGAACGCGGUGCAUUGCAAAGUAAGGAGGAGGAAGGCACACAGCAAGAGAAGGAUGACUAUUCAGAUGAAAUGAUGGAAGAAUCACUGCUUCGACACCUGUCUUUUGCUGUCGUCAAGUUGUUGAGCGAUCUACUCGCGCCGCCAAUGCUGACGUUGCGUGCCGACCCGAAUGCUGCCGGCGGUACUGCUCCUGCUGGAAGCAUUCGUACAAGCCCAUUGUCAGAGUGGCUUCUGCGUCAAGAAAAUAUGGUUGGUGGUAUCGUGCUACUACUGUGCUUCUGCUUGACCAUCAACGAUACCCGUACAUCUGUUCAGGCUGCCAAGGUACUUCGCAGUAUUGUUCCGUUGUUGAUGGAGAAGAACGACUUGCAACGAUAUGUAUGCCAUGAAGUCUUUUCUGCCACAAUUCGCUGCAUUCACGACCCUUAUUUCGUUGCUGGACAAGGCGAGCUAGUCAAUCUCCUCGCUCACAUCUACUACCUUUCUCUUGGCAAGUCAACCUUGCCGCGCAACAUUAUCUUAUCAAUUCCACAAAUGUCGGGCGACGUUGGUGCUGUGAAGGUAUUUGAGGAGAAGCUGGCAAAUGGCAAAAGCGACCGGACGCGACGCAGUCUUAUGCUGGAGCUCCUGAUGAACCACGACGUUGUUGGUCGAGAAGCUUACGGUCGUGGCGCUACGAUGGUUAAACCAGGUGCAGAUGUCUCUACAAAGGAGAUUAUUAAAAAGUUCCAGGAGAGCGUUACCUUGAAGAAUGGCAAUGCAGGGAACGACGUGCUAUCCAAGGAUCAAGAAAGUGGUAUCGACAGGCUCUUUGACUGAAAAGGCAAAUUGAUAUCAUAAAAACUAAAUGAGCAUACACGCGAUGCCGUGAUGCCUUGGCUUGAAAUCUGUACAAUAUAGACAAGAAAGUAUCAACAGAUGUGACGUUCACUUUGCCUUCUUUGCCUUUGUCUCUGGCUUGUUCUUGGGCGCGAACCAGGACGAGGAGUAACCCUUUGUUUCGCUAUUGCCCCAUGCUUCGACCAGAUACUUUUGCGUUGAGUCGGCAACGCGCUCCUGCGAACGGCCCUUGACGCCGACCGUUGCGCCUGAUGUCGAAACGUUGAUGUUCUGACCGUUAGAGCUUGAAGCGACAUAAUGCUAGUGCGUACCUUCUUCUGCAGCUUGUCUUGCGUCUGUGUCAUCACGUCCUG